Molecule: messenger RNA, 3099 nt
Organism: Folsomia candida
Lineage: Eukaryota; Metazoa; Arthropoda; Collembola; Entomobryomorpha; Isotomidae
Exons: 10
Coding region: 698-1744 (348 amino acids)
Source: RefSeq, a predicted model, not a curated record
UUGACUUCGUAAACAGAGAAUCAUUCUGUUCUCAAAUUCUUGUUGCCUAAAAAUAAAUGGAGUUUUCAAAAAAGUCGAAAAUCGUCGGGCUGGUUGCUGUUUUAAUGGCAACCUUUAGUCCAGCCAGCCAGGGUGCAACCAUUUCAUUCAACCGUACCAACGAUCGUAAUGGACACCUUGGAGUAGUUGAACCAACGCCGGCUAUCUGUUUUUUUCAGGAAACUGCAGUAUUCGUAACGUUAGAAAUAACCAACUGCACCCAAGAACCAUGCCCUCUUAAUGUGGAGAAUAGCUACAAGAUCGCAAUAACUUUCAAGCCCGCUUAUCACACAAACAAUAUGGUUUACUACCUAAUGUUUUUCGAACUUGGUGGAACAUAUUCGUACAUUUUCCCAAAUACAUAUCUGAGGGAUUCCUUCCUACCUGGUAACCGGUACAUAGUGACUCGACAGGAUGCUAUUCCUGUAGAAUUUGGAGGGAAAUUUGGUGUCUUGCGGGUAACCUUGUUAGAUGCGAGUGGUAGAUAUCAUAUUAGUCGAUGCGUAGAUGUUCAAAUUACAUCUUAAGAGACCUCGUGGCAUUACUGGAAAAAACUUUAGCUGACAAUAAUUUUCAUGAUACAAUAUCCUAGUUUCGUGAUAAAAUAAAUGUUUAUAACCUCUUCAAAGGGAGAUGCGAAAUUAAGGUUCUCUCUGUGAUGAUGUCCACCAGCCAGGAAGACCACUUUGCAAGCGACUUCUUAUCCCCCAUUUCCCAAGGGCUGCUCAAUUGUGCCCCCAACUUAGAGAAAUUUGAAUUAAAGGGGAAUUUUUACCCGGAUUUGACACCCUGUCGCAAACUUGAAGAGUUUAAGUUCGCCUAUCAAGGUGCGGAAUAUUCCAAUCAAGUUUUGGAUAUUCACGAGUUGACCAGGAUGUUAGAAAAUUGUCGUGAUUCGUUGAAAAAGUUGACCUUUGGGGAUCAUGGGCGUCUUCGGGAUGGUCCGUUUAAGCUUGAUUUUCACUUCCCGAAUCUCACCCACUUGAAACUGGAAGCUUCCAUGGCGUAUGAAAUUGAGGACUCCCUGAACAUCACGAACCUUCCAAAACUGACCCAUUUGUGGAUCUCUGCUUCCAACAACAUUUCAGUAAUGAUUGAAAACUACCACUCGCGCCACGCCGGGAUUACCUCGCUCCACGUGGGGUGCGCGUUUUAUCCAGAAAAUGAGAACAAUGACGGACAAGCUAGCGUCAAAUUGGUGAACCUUUUCCCUGCCGUGAACAAAUUCAAGUUGAACGUGGCGAUUGAAUUUAUACUGCACGAAGACCCUUUCAACCCUUAUAGCCGGCUCCAGUUCGACGUCCAGGCCCAGGAUCUUUUGUCUUUGAAGGAAACCUUGCAAUCUUUGGCGGGUUGGGGAUUGACAUGCGGAGGUCACGUGGAAAUCAAGCUUAACUGGUUGAGGGGGUAUUGUCCACCUGAAGACUUGGACUUAGUCGGGACUUCUGUGUUGCAAGGAGUCUCGGAAUGGCGAGGCCUGGAAAAUACUGAUGUAAAAUUUGUUAAUAACUGGGUUGGCGGACAAUUUGCACUGUUGGACGGGAUGCGGGACGCUCUUUUAUCGUGCAGGACAAUUCGAAGCGUGACUUGUGAUGAAUUUGAGAUGAGUGAGAACGAUGCGGCCGAAUUUUAUGCAUUUAUUGGAGAAAAUAAUUUGCCAAUGAACGUCCCAGAUCCUGGUUGGUGGCCUUCGGACUUGGCCUAAAGAUUUGGACUGGUUUUAUGGACAAGUCACUUCAUUGUUUUAUGCGUGCAUAUUUUAGAUAUUGCCAGACUGCAAGAAAUUACUGCAUAUUGCAGUAGUGGAAAAUGCAAGAAAUAUGCGCCAUAAUCCAUAUAAUUGUGUGCAACACAGAACCUCAACAUGGCGCAGAUUUCUUGUACUUUUGCUCACACUGCAGCGCAAUGAAAGUGGAAAUUUUGCAAGAAAUCCAACCCUAUUUUUACUUCUUAAUAUUAUGCGUAUUUUCAGCUUGAUUUAGACUUCCCGAAUCUCACCCAUUUGGAAAUCGAUGACUCUAUGGCGUAUAAAAUUGAGGACUCGCUCAACAUCAAAAACCUUCCAAAACUGACGCAUUUCUCGAUCGCUUCUUCUACCAGCAUUUUCCAAAUGAUGGAGAGCUACCAUUUGCACCACGUCGGGAUAACCUCGCUCCACAUGGGUUACACGUUUUAUCCCGAAACUGACGACUACGAUGGACACGCUGCUGUCAAAUUGGUUAACCUUUUCCCUGCCGUGAAUGAAUUCAAGUUGGACGUGGCGAUUGAGUUUGAAGAUCAUGAAGAUUACAGCCCUUAUGAGAACUACGAAUACGUGGUCCAAGACCAAGAUUGUUUACCUUUGCAGGAAACCCUGCAAUCCUUGGGUUGUUGGGUGUUGACAUGCGGAUGACAUGUGGAGAUCAGGCUUAACUGGCCGUGGACGCCGUGUUCCAGGAAAGAAUUGGACUUCGUGGGAACUUCUGUGUUGCAAGGGGUCGCAGAAUGGCAAGGGCUGGCGAAUACGGGCGUAAAAUUUGUUAAUACUUUGGUUCCCGGAUCGUUCAAACUGUUGGACGGGAUGCAGAAUGCUCUUCUGUCAUGUAGGGCAAUUCGCAGCGUGAUUUGCGAGGGAUUUAAGCUAAUUAUGUUGACGAUGCAAUACAAUUAAUAAAUAUAACGUUUUUAUCUAUGUUAAUUUGCAUAUUUAUGUAUGUACAUAGAUGAGUGAGGAGAAUUCCAGCGAGUUUUAUGCAUUUAUUGGAGAAAAUAAUUUGCCAAUGAGCGUCCCAGAUCCUGGUAGGGCACCUUAAAGAGUUGGACUGAUUCGGCGGUCUAAUUAAUUAUCGGAUACAUACAUAUAUUCACUAGUAGUAUAUAUAAUUUAUCUACAAACUUUUUAAAUCAUUUGUUCCACUUUAAUUGCUUCAUGAGAGAGUCUGCAUAAAUAAGUAAUGCGAUACAUUUUCGAAAAAAUUUGGGGACAAUAAUGUGAUAUUUAGUGGAUUCUUGUGAGUGUUUUUCAUGCGAGAAAGUGUAUCGUUUUCUAUACAUGUCGUAAAUAAAUGUGCAUAAAUUGAG